AUGCGGUACUUCUUGGGGAUGGAGGCUACAAGAUCAAAGAAGGAUGUUAUUGUAUCCCAACAAAAGUACAAUCUCGAUCUGUUGAUCGAAACUGGAGUGCUAAGUUACAAACCAAACGAGACAUCAACUAAUGCUGCUUUCGCAGUCAGCAUAGUAAGUCAACAUAUGCAUUCUCUCAAAGAAGUUAACUUGGAAGCAAAAAAUAAACGAAAAGGAGUAGAAAUAUUCAAUGGUGCAGAUUGGGCUGGAUCAACAGAAGAUAGAAGAUCUACUACAGGCUAUUGUACGUUUGUAUCGGAAAACUUGAUAACUUGCAGAAGUAAAAAACAGAAUAUAGUGAAGCGAAGCAUUUCAGAAGCUGAAUUUAGAGAAGUUGCACUAGGAUUAUGGAUAAAGAAACUCUAG
This is a messenger RNA of Olea europaea var. sylvestris, 405 nucleotides long. RefSeq lists its product as uncharacterized. The coding region runs from base 1 to 405 and encodes 134 amino acids. The transcript is spliced from 3 exons. Lineage: Eukaryota; Viridiplantae; Streptophyta; Magnoliopsida; Lamiales; Oleaceae. The record is from RefSeq and is a predicted model, not a curated record.